CAGCAAAAAGUGCCGCAUAAGUGUUGGAAAGUGCAUUGUGCUAAUUAUGCGGGCGUACGGGGCGUAUGCGUGUUGAAAGCGCAGCUAAAGUGAAUACAGAAAGUACACGUCGACACCAGAAGUCAAAGCAAGAAAAGGCAAAUCCGACACGACUUGUUGCUGGGUAAAACGAAAAUCGAGUCCAUUUUUGUCGCGUCAAGCAAAUGGAAAAGUCGCGGAAAAUGUGAAGAAUGUGUCUGUGACGGACGUGUGUCAACGUUUACGAAUUAUCAAUUCAAUACAAAUGAAAUGUGAUUUACCUGUCAGCUCCCCUCUAUCUCUCUCUCUCUCUCUCUCUCUAAGUGUGUGUGUGUGGGUGUCUAACUAAUUGAAAUAAUGUCAUGCAUUGGCUCGACGGCAUUUCUUUGGAUGACAAUUUAAUUAGCGGACGCGCCAGCGGCAGCAACGGCGACAACAGCGACAACAAUCAGCGGAAAUCAACGCAAAGCUCAUCGCCAGCAAAAGCAAAACGAAGACGUCAUGCACACUAUAAGCUAAAUAGCAGAUUGGAUAGAAAGUCAUCACGUGGCAUGAUAUACGAAAAUGAAGAGCUCAGGUUGCGCACAAUCAACAUAAAUGCGGAAGUCGAGCGAGGUCAAUCGGACAUCAAACGUUUGCGGCGUGAAAAUGAGCAUCUGCGUCGCGAGAUUUGGACUUUGCGCGACGAAUGCGAUCGGCUGAACAAGCGCUUCAAGGCGAAGCUAAGCGAGCACGAGUACGGCGGAUGUCGCGGCAGCGGUAGCAGCGGGCGUCGCUGCAGCGGCGGCAGAGGCAGCGCAGGUUGUGAUGGAAACAGUGAUGACUCUGACUCAUGUGAUACGUGUCGCUGCGAGGACGAUGGCCACUGCAGCGACGAGUGCUGCCAGGAACGUGGUUCUUGUGUAUCUAUCAAACAGUCGCUGCCGCCCGAGGAGACGAGCGUCAAGGCGGCUAAUGAUAGCACCUCGACAACUAAGCCGGAAAACCAGGCCAUGCACUUUGACCAUCUGUCUGUGGUUUCCGAGGAGACACUCAGCAAUCCGGAAAUGCAGCUGGCGCAGCAGACGCCGGAGCAUCAUCUCAUGAUUUGUACGCCCGAUCUCAAUAGCUCGCAGAGCACGCUGCCCAGCCUGGUGGGUCCACUUACCCCACUGACGCCCGUAGAACAGGUGGCUAAUCAGCUUAACGAUUUGCAGGCAAUGGUGCCUCCGCUCUCCUACUUUGAGAACAUAUUGUCCCAGCACAUGGGCGCCAAUACGGUGCUAACGCCUACGCCCGAGCUGGGCACCAGCUCCAGCACGACCACCGGCAAUACCAUGAAGCAUACCAAUGGCUGGGAUUACAAUUUGCAGUCGCCGUUCUCGCAGCGCAAAUACUCGAAUACAUCGUCGCCCUCACGCUCACCGCCGCCGCCGCUGACCACCUUUGUGCCUACAAGCACGCUGCAGGCCAUGCCCAAGAUAGCGCUGAAUGCGCCAACCACAAACGGAGCUGUCGGCGGCAUCAUUGAGACCGUUGCCAUAACCACAAACGCCACGCAGCAAGCGCUCAAUAGCCCGAAGCACUUCUUUGCUCCCAUUAAGCCGCGCCUCAAGCUCAACACGGAGCUCGCCAAUCGGGGACAGGAUGCACUGCCGCCGGGCUCGCCGCCGCCGCCGCUAGAGCCGGCAACGCCGCUGCGUGAGCCCCCGGAUAUAUUUGUCAAUAAUGCGCUAGCCUCGCCGUAUAAGCGGCCCGGCCCCCGGCUCUCACCACAAGUAAGUCCGCGUCAUCGCACGCGCUCCCAUUGCCAGCUGCACCACAGCCAGCCCUGCCAGGCGCACGCCCACCAGCAACGCCAGCGCCAUGGCCAGCAGCUACCACCAACGCUCACGCAACAGCAACAGCAGCUGCCGCCGCAGUCUUGCUCGCUGCAUCGGGCGGUGGUCAAUGUGGCCGCUGCCGUCGGCUUGGGCGUUGGCGGUGCUGAGGCGAACGCCUGCGGCGACAGCGUGGUUGACAUAUAUACCGCCGCGCUAGCCGCUGCUGCUUCGGCUGCCGCUGCCCAAGCAGCAUCAGCGUCAGCACCCCCAACUCCGCUGCCCUUGACCCGCUCCGUGGAGCCAGUCUAUGCGACCGCACAAAAAGGCUGCCACAGCAGCUGCAUAUCGGCCACUGCCCUGACCAAGCCCGUGAUGACCGCCACCACGAACACCACAAAGACAACCGCAUCGCCGCUGCGUCAGCCCGCAAAGCUUACCGCUUGUGCAGCCAGCUGCAAGCCAAAUCCCGCGGUGGUCUCCAUCGUGGAUAUUGGCAGUCAGACGGAUUCAGUAAACUUGGAGUCUUUGCUAAACGACAUACAGACAAUUUCGGGCGACAUUCUGGCCAUACAGCUGGAGAAAAGUAAAUCGCGGGAUAAUCUCAUAAAUGGCAACAACGACAAGGACAAAAGUAAACCGUAUCGCUCCGAGAUGAAUCUCUAUUUGCAAUACGACGGCGCAAAUCCGACCAUUUCGAAUGCAGCAACUACCACUGUGGCUGCCAGCAACGCCUCCGACUCGAGCAGCAGCCACAAGCUCUCGAGUCGCACACGCUCGCUAGAGCGCGAGCACACGGACAGUCCGGCGCCGCAUAUGCCGGAUCCCAUGGCGCCAUUUCCGGAAAAGUGCAGUUAUCUGGGCUUCGAGCAGCUCAAUAAUCAGGCUGCCGCCGUGAAGCACUCCCUAUCUGGCCAAAAGCCGCCUGUGGGCGUUAAGCCUAGUCUGCCUGCCAAGCCGCCACCGCCGCUGCCACCGGCGCGACGUCCGGCCGUGCCCACAGAGCCACCACCAGAACCGCCGGCUGGAUUGUCGCCGAACAAAAGCCAUCUGUACAAAUCGCUGGCCACGGCGGCGGCCAAAAGAGCCGUCUUUCGCUCGACGCCAACGGAACUGACGCGUUCUCUGGAUGUGGAGUGCACAGGCGGCGAGCCAGCUGAUCCUGCGGCAGCCAACGAGGAGGAGGAUGAGGAGGCGGCCAAGCGCAAGGCGCGCCGCGUCUCCAUUGUUUGUGGCGAGGAGCAGCCCGUGGCAAAUGGUGUUGCACCCACUGCGCCUACAGCAACAGCCAGCUGUGGCGACUUGACCAGCGCCGCGGCCAGCGUACUCAUCCAUCCCAGCAUUAAGGCCUUCAGGCAGAUAAGCCACAGUACGCCCAGUUCUCCACAUUCCUCGCGCCGGCGCACCAACAGCAACACAAUGACAGCGGGGCAUGGUGAGGUGUCGGCCACAGCCUCAGCACCGCCCAGCACCACACACCAUCAUCAUCACAGGAAGGAGAGCAGCGAUCCGGCGCCCAUGACGGCCACAGUCAGCCGCACAAAAUGCUCGCGUCGCCACUCGGAGGGCACCGUGCACAGUGUGCAUCGCAUUAGCAACUCGAGCGGAGGUGGUGGUGGUCAUCAUCACCAUCACACGCAUCACCAUCAGCACAGCAGCCUGAUCAGCAGCAAUCCGCAUCAUAGCCACCAUUCCCAUCAGGACAGCAACCAUGAGACGGUCACCUCCCAAUCCGAUCGCAACUCGAAUAGUUUUGGAUCCUCGCGCGAAUCUUCGACCAGCUUCAGCAUGCGUUCCAAUCGGCGCAAGAUCUCGAUAAGCUCACAUACGGGCGGCAAGAUACCCUGGUGCGGCUGCUGGGGCAAUGGGUGUCUCUAAAGCGGGGCUUCUGACUGUACUUAAAUUUAGGGCAUGCUUUAAGCAUUAUCGACAGUAGCUUGCCGUUUGCCGUCCUACGACCAAAAGGAAACCAUAUUUUUAAACCCACCCGCAUGUUUGUGUAUGGUAUUAGCUAGUCUUAAAGGAAACACCAGGAAGUACGCCCAUUUGAACCAAUUUUCAUUUAAAAAAGCAUUUUUCAAAAAAAAUCGUCAAGUACAAAAUGAGUUAAAACACAAUUCAAUGCGGUUCAGUUCUAGGUUAACGACUAAAGAUUAAUGUUUUAACGUAGCCUAAUUAAAUAAUUCCGUUCCGUUCGAAAUUGUAUGCAAUUAACUAAGUUAAUACUUAUAUUCGAUUGUAUAUAAUCUGUCAGGCGAGUAUUUCAAUUGUAUGUAGUGUAUUACAGAAAUUAUUUGUAAAAUAAUUCAUUAUUGUUGUUCAAUUCGGAUAAACAUAAAUAUAAUAGUCAAAUGUCUAAACUAUACUUGGUAUUUUAUCGUUUGGAAACUCGGGGCAAAUAGCUAAGUUAGCGAACUGAUAAACUUUACCAGCAACUGGCAAGUUCCUGUUAAACUAGAGAUGAAGAAAAUAGCUGAUAAACUUAUCGAGCAAACACAAAAUUAUAUCUUUAUUAUUUCUCAGAUAAAAUUUGGUAUAUUUACAGCAAUUUAAAAGAAAAUUUACAUUUGCAUUCGCUGAAUUCGUAUAGCCGACAGUUAAACAAUUUCCACAUGGCAGAAAAUAAGUUACAAAGAGAGCUAGCAAAGGCAAAAUAAAGACGAAGACAAGCGCAAAUGCAACUGAAAUUGCGCAACAAGCGAGAAUACUCAUAUAUAAUAUGCAAAUUAGCUGCAAAUUAAGGUGUAAAAAUGCAUGACACACAAACGCCUCUAGGAAGUGCACAAAACAAAUUAAAUUUUGCCAUGGAGCUGCACAAAUUGCCCUGGCGAAAAAACAGAUAUGCAAAAAAUAUUAAAAAUUGCAGCGACACAAAAAAGAGAAAAGUGGUGUCAAAAAAGUAUAAAAUAUGUGAAAGACAGACGAGAAAGCUGACAGAACCGAAAUGGGUCGACUUUAUUAAAAUAAUUAUGCACAAGCGCAGGCGAGUCUGAGGCUCCAAACCGAAACCACUUUCUCGAAUGAAUUGGCUUUAAUGACAGCUCAGUCUUAUAAUUAGGUAUUUAUUAGUCUACUGUGCUACAAUAAAGACAAUAAAUGA
Drosophila montana is the source of this 4917-nucleotide messenger RNA. RefSeq lists its product as uncharacterized. The transcript is spliced from 8 exons. The record is from RefSeq and is a predicted model, not a curated record. Bases 381 to 3695 code for a protein of 1104 amino acids. NCBI's taxonomy places the organism in Eukaryota, Metazoa, Arthropoda, Insecta, Diptera, Drosophilidae.